Molecule: messenger RNA, 10784 nt
Organism: Pocillopora meandrina
Lineage: Eukaryota; Metazoa; Cnidaria; Anthozoa; Scleractinia; Pocilloporidae
Source: the annotation of a GenBank genome assembly
UCCAGGUUUACAGAAAAUUUUAUGCAGAAAACUUAAGGAGAGGUAGGAGAAAUGACACACACCAGUUUUCUCUUCUCCCUGAAGUCGGAACUUUGUCAAGGUAGGGAAGAUCACGACGGCAAAUUUUUUCGGAAAGUUCUUGAAAUGAUUCAACACUCGACAUCUGUAGUAUCAUCUAUUUUAGUGCGAGCCGAUAAGCGUCCCUGGUUUAUUUUGUUUGAUAUCUCGAACUGUUUGUACAAAUCCUCUAAUGAGUAAAAGCAAGUACUGGUUUCUAUAAUUGGAGGGUAGGCGCAGCGCUAGUUAUUUCGAAAGAUUCUUCUUUCCUUCCUUUGCAUUCACUUCUUGUCCCGGUGCGGCCAUUAGCUUGCUCAAUCAAACUCUUUCACUAGUGAUUUCUGUGACAUGACCUCGGCCGAUAUUGUGUAAACUAAUCGCAACUACAUUUCUCGGCCUAAGCAGUAUAGCUCUCUUGAUUAUGCACUUGAAAUCUUAGAGAAGACUUUGUUUUAUGCGCUUUGGAGGCUGGAGGGUUUCUGUCACCCGUUGAGUCGCCUAAAUUGUAUCCUAUGUUGAAGUCGGCAAUAUUACUAGAUGUAAAUUUCCACUUAUUGAAGCAACUCAUUAGCUGCAUGUAAUCGCUUCUGAAAACAUUGAAUUUCGAAGUCUUAUCAAGGUCUAUCAGGUUGAGUAUUACGUUUAUUGAGGUGCUCUUGUCGCUAGAUAUUUUAAUUUGUGCGAGACCCAAUAUUGAAUAGUUUUUCACAGCUUGGAGUAAAAGUCGCUCGCAUAUCAACAUUCAUCCUUGUAAAGUUAAUUAUGCAUUUGAAAUAAACUCCAGUUUAUGUCUAUAUAAUUUCCCUCUGGUGGUUUCAUUACUAAAUUAUUUUCUUUCCGUAAUCCGCAGGUAAAAAAACGCAUCGUGAUGAGGUAAAUAUGGAAUCCUAUUGAUCUUACGAGGAUUAUGUCUCAAUAUUCUCGAAAAGACGGCUCUGCCAGUAACAGGACUAUCCCACAUACACGAAUUGAGGACGAAAGGCAGAUAGAGGACAUUUACGAAUUUGGAGAAGUACUUGGAAGAGGGAGUUUUGGGGUUGUCAAGGAAGCAACGAACAAAGCAACGGGUAGUAGAUGGGCCAUAAAAGCUGUUAACAAGGAAAAGGUAUGGCACAAUGAAAAGUUUUAUCGCCCUCAAUCCAAGUGCAAAAUGAAUAUAAUUCCUCCGAUAUUAUGUUAAUGCUUUUUGUUUAGUUUCCGGCUGUUCACAAUUUGUGAUACAGAUUAAAAAUCUUAAAGGAAAACCAGCUGGUUCUGAUAAAGGUCAGAGGUGAAAUGUAAAAUCUCCGUGGUUGUAAAUAUCUUCCUGGCUUUAUUAUUCAGUGUAUCACCAAGCAAAUUGUUCGUAUCCUGGACUUUAAUCAAGUUAUUUCUCUUACACUAUAACCUAUUGUUUAGAUGUUUAGCACGUCAGCUAUCGGCUCUUACAGGAGUGGGAAGUUUAUCGUUUUCAUUUAGAACAGAAUUGGAGUUAAACUAUGCUUAAUAUUAGUAUUUCUGGGGUUAUAAUUUUUUUUCUUUGAGAAAAAUUUAAUUUUGAAUACAAACCAACGUUGUUCUCGAAAAGUUAUUUACUGUCAUGUCACAUGCUUUUUGCAAGCCUGAUUUACUAAAUUAAGAAACAGUUAUGUGCACGCCCUUUCUAGAAUUUUCUGGAGCUGUUUUCCAAUGGUCCCCUACUGAGGGAAUUUAUAUCUGUGAUUAGACUGAAAGCACUACCCCUCUGUGACAUCUAAAAAUAUGUUCCAUUUCAAUAUCCCAACCUAGACCAUACAUUUAUUAGAAACUUUAUUUACAUGUAUUAUAGUCCAACCUCAAAACCUUAAUAAUUAUAUUAGUGGUAUAUCCCAUGUAAAAUUAUGUGCAAAAAGAUAUCAUGAUCAAAACUUUGACAGUUGGUCACAUUUAAACCUUUGACUGAUGUGAAUUUAGAGGCCAAAGGAAUCCUAGUCCACUUCAUAUAAAUUUUUAAAAAUCCAUAAGAUACUUCAAAAAAAAUGAAUACCUAGAGUGCCUAACCUUCCUUUUCUUUUGAAAGUUUAUACAGCCAAUUAUUAAGUUUGGCUUGUGGGAAACAGCCCUUUUUGGACUUGAAUUUUAGAGACAUGAAACAAAAGAGGAUUAGUUAGCCUUAGUUUGGUGGGAAACAGGAUUUGGAGUGAAUUUUAAGACAUGAUAAAAAGAGGAUUAUAACCCAGGAGUAAUUGAUAAUAGGCAUGCAGAAUCUGAUCUUGUAUGCUGAUUUCAAUUUUGUCAUUUUUGUUUUAUGAAAGUUGCUAAAUUUAAAGUUUUCAGUUCUCUUUUCAUCCUUCUGAAAACAUAAAUGUCUUGAAUUUCCUUUUCAGUAGGCAACUAAGAAAUGUGAGUUAUUUUAUAUUUCUAUAGGGAUGUCUUUCAGAACACUCCAGUUCUAAGAGUAAAGUACAUUGGUGAUCAAUAUAUCAGAUCAACCCUUGACCUAGUGGGCAAUUUUUCAUGCCUGAAUAAAAGAUAUAGACCACCUUUAUUUAUUACACCUCUUCAGUGCCGCACAAACCCUUUAUAUUCUAAUAUCAGUAUGCUUAUUCUCAAUACUGUUUGGUCUACAUUUCUUAUGGUACUAAUGAGAAAAUUUUUUUUUAAUAUUCAAGAGCAUUUUAAGGUGAUUAUCAUUUCCUUUCCUCUGAAAAGCAAAAUUUUUAAAGCAGUAGUGAAUUGCUGUAUGAAGAUAUUAAAUACUAGUCACCCUAUGAGGUUUAGAGGUGUUUUGGUUUGUUUCCAUUUGAUAACUCUAUAAAGCUAUAGCUAGGGCCUUUUUUUCAGUUUUUAGACAUGGUCAGGGUAAUAAUAAUCAAAACAUUUUUUUUCCACUAUAGGCUGGUACUUCUGCUGUAAAACUUUUGGAAAGGGAAGUUCUAAUUAUGAAAAAGAUUGAUCAUGAGCAUUUGGUUCAUUUAGAAGAAAUAUAUGAAACAUCAAAGGUUAGUAACCCUAACCUUACCUUAUUUUUUGCAAUAUGUUAUUUCAAGAAAUAAAGAAAAUGGCUAAUUAUUAGGGCUAGUGGUGGGAGGUCAAAGCAGGCCUGUUUAUUUCGGUAUGUACCAAUAUAUUCUUUCAACACAUCUGUUAAAGAUAUUUGGCCCUGAUUAUCCAAAUGUUGUUUAUGUUGCAGUGAUGGUGUUCAUGUCAAGUGAUCAUCAUCAUAUGAUGAAUAGGAUUACCCAUAUGUCUGUUUUUAUUUCAGCGCAUGUAUUUAGUGAUGGAACUGUGUGAUGCUGGUGGUGUACAGAAACUUCUCGAAAAAAAGACCCGGUUUACAGAAAAGGUAUAUAGUAUAUUUUUUCAUACUUUUGUGCUUUCAUCAGAACUUAAGGUCAUUCUUUUGAAAUAGAACUUGUGCUGUGAUUUUUGUCCCACGUAACCUAUUGGUUGUUUAUCUUAUAGGACCAUAAAUUUUGGACACAUAGGAAACAAUUCAGACAAAUAAAGCAGUUUUGAAAUUUUUAUUGGAAAAACAUUUAAUUUGUAUUGAUUGAUUUUCAGGAAACAUGGACAGUGAUAAACCAGCUUGCUCAUGCUGUGGCAUAUCUCCAUGACUGUGGUAAGUGGAGAAACAACAGGCCUUCCUUAAGAAAUUGAGUAAAAAUGAGUUUAACUUUUGUCAUGUUAUUAACGCAUUCAGGUUAUUUUUAAAUCUCAUACACAAGUAGCCACAUGAGAAUGACUUGUAACAUACAGGGUAUAUAGAAAUAGAGUUUUGAGAAUUUAGUGAUGCCCUUAUUGCUUGGGGUAUUUGUUCUUGGUGGAUCUUUUUACAAAAUUUUUAACAUAAUACUGGGAUGCAAAAAGCUUACACUGACUUGAUUUUAUUGAUGUUGAUUUUAAGAUGAAAAAAUUGCAUUAAGCUAGACCAACUGUCUAGGAGACUAGAUUAAGUACAGUGGCUGUAAUUGAUUAGCAAGGAAAGCUCCCAAGACAUUCAGAAAGAAAGACAAAAUGGGAUAUAAAGAAGAUUACAGAAAAUUGAGAUCAAUGAGUUGAUAGUAAUCAAAGGCCUGUUGUUCAUUUAGAAUGAUUAAUUUGUUUGUUUUUGACUCUUUUUUAAGAUAUUGUUCAUCGAGAUUUAAAACUGGAAAAUAUUCUUCUUGGUCAACCUGUUGGUAAUGAGUUGUUAAAUAUCAAGGUAGGAUGAGUAAACAGUUUGGUUAAAAGUGUAUCUGUUAGGUAUAAGGGAUCAAUUGAUUCUCCAGUAGUUAUCUAGAAGUCUCCAGAAUUCUGAUUGCCUUAUCUUUUUUUCAUUCUAACAUGGAGAAUUCUCUUCACUUUAAACUGUUUUUCUGUUACUACAUUUCCUAACAGAAAUCCUGAUUGAUAAUUCAGUGUCCUUGUUUGUAAAUGCAAGCCUAAGCCAAUAAUAGUGGGCAGUUGAAUGAAGUUUUGAAGGAUUAAUCCUGAAAAGGGGACAAAUCAUAAUUAUUUGUUAAUUGUUUCACCUUGCUGAUCCACCUCGAAGUCUUCUAUGAGAGGGAGUUUUUUAAACCCAGUAUAGAUUGUGUAAUUUGCAAUUUAAACCAAGGUGUUGCUAAUGUAGUAUUACAAACCUUCGUUUAACAUGUGCAGUAAUUGCAUCUUUUUUAUCUUUUACAGCUUACUGAUUUUGGCCUUUCAUUUGUGAAAGGAAGUGUUGGAAGUGAUUCAAUGAUGCAAAGUGUUUGUGGGACUCCAAUUUACAUGGGUUUGCAUAAUUUUUUCUUUACCUUUCUUUAAUUGUAAAUAACAUUGUAGUUUUGAGUUACAUUUAACUCACUUAAUAUUAGAUAAGAAAUAUAUGUUAUUUGCCAGCUGGGAGGUCCAUAUGGUGAAAAAGGCUGCUAUUUUUUGUGUAAGGAUAAGGGAGAUUUAAAAGGUUUCCAAACAAACUUUGAAACAUUAUUUUUACAAGUAUCUGUCACAAUCUGACACCUAUCAAUUAGAGAGCACGUAAGAAAAAAAAGAGCAUAAGAACAUUUAAAAAACAAUGGAACUAGUUUAGCAAGGACUGUCACAACAAUGUUUUCUUCAAAAACAUUCAAUGAUCUAAUGGAAAGUAUUAUUCACUCUCAUCGAUGAUUCAUUCAUGUACAAAGAUUUACCUCUGUUCAUUAAGUAAAUGGCAAGGAAAGUAAUUGUGAGUAAAUAUUUUGAAGUUGUGAGAGUUUGCUUGUUUGUUUGCUGCAACGGUGUGUGUAAAUCUGGUCUUUCCUCCACAAAAACUACAUUCGAAUGGCACACUCUAACGAGACACGAGGGGAUUUAAUGCGGCCUUUUCUCAAUAAAUUCCUUCAAUUUCUGCUGUGCAAUUUAUGGUACAAAUGUCCAAAUUGAACAGACUUGGAAAGACUCACUGAGAGCAUAUAUUUGUUGUAGAACUGAAUUUAAAACUUUUAAAGCUUGCUCUUUUACAAUGAAAAAAUUGUUUGAGAAAAUUCAGAUAUUAAAUGAAUGAAAGUUCCACCGUUCAGUUCAAUUGUAACCAAAUACCUCACGUUUUAACUUUCUAGGUACUUUUUGUGAAUGAUUAAAAUUAAUUGCAGACAGUUUUUAGGCCGCUUGUCAGCCAAUGUAAUGACACUAUUGCUUCAACAAAUUCAUUCUGAAACCAAUAUUUUUCUGUCAACCAAAGUGAUUUGAGAGAGAGAAAAGAGAGGAUUCAUAAGUUAUUUAUUGGCUUUAGGUAGUGACUUGACGUGUUUGCUUAAAAAUACUGCCCAGCCAGAAAAACAAGAUGUAUUUAUGAAAAAUGGCAAAGAAAUUUGGGAUGUACUUGGCGAUUCAUGAAAGCGUUACCGUGGCCUGCGGGCAGAGAUAGGAAAAUACUGACUGGGUAAAGAACCUAUCAGAUUGCAGGAUUCAUUACCAUGCCCUCUAAAAAAAAAUAAUAUGAAAUAUUUUAUUUUUUAAUUGUAAUAAGUAGAUGCUUUCUUAUUUGGAAGUAAAAAAAAUUGUUUUGUAUGUCAUAAGUUUUUACUUUUAUCAAAUUGUGAAUAGAGUUCAAGUGCUACUUGGGACAAUUGUGCAAUUGUGGAGAAGGUCACAAAAUGAAAAUUGUUCCUCUUUGUUGUGACUGUAGAGGGAACACACCCACUGAAUGAUCCAUGCAUGUGAUCAUUUUAAAACAGUAAUUGCAUUAUCUUUGUGUUUCAGCUCCAGAGGUGAUAGAUGAUCUUGGCUAUAGUCAACAAUGUGAUAUUUGGAGUAUAGGUGUUAUAAUGUAUACCCUGUAAGUUCUUUUACUCUCGUGCAUAAUGUAAUUGUUUGUUUAAGUUUAGCUUUCUAAAACCCCAUAACUACAUGCAAGACACAGUAUAAAGGAGUAUGGAUAUUUCCUGGUGAUACACCUUGUAACUUAGUCUUAAGGGCAAAAAUGUUUUAUUUAUUUUAUCUUUUAGUUUAACUGGGAGACCACCAUUUGUGGCAGAAACAGAAGAAAAACUUUAUGAAUUGAUAAAGAAAGGUGAAGUGGACUUUUCAGAUCCCUGUUGGGAAACAUGCCAUGAAUCUGGUAAGAUUUAGUAAUUUUGCCACUUAUUGGAUAAUUUUGGAGUAAAGUCCUUGUAAGAGAAACAGCAGUUGCCCCUUUGAGACAGUCUGUAAAUGGAGUGUUCUAAGGCAAUUUCAUCCAUAGAUAUGUAAAUUAUAUUGACUAGCACAUAGUGUGAGAACUUUCCGAAAGGUACACUUCAGAUAUGUGGUAACUUUUUCCUCAACUUUCCAAUUUUUUUCUUUUUUUUUGAUGCAUCAAUUAUCUAUCCAUAACCUGUUGUGUAUUACACGAGUGUUGUCACUAAUUUGGGGCACUUUUUUAUUUCAGCAAAAAACCUCCUUCUUGGAAUGCUUAAAGUUGAUCCAGCUUACAGACGAACAGCAAAAGAAAUCUUGAAUCACCCCUGGAUUACUGUGAGUAACCACAAACCACAACUCGCAGUAGCUGUUAAGUUGUGUAUAUGAAAGAGCUAGCAAGAGACCCUGGUCUUUGAUUAGGUGUUAGUCUUCAGUUAUUGCCUUAAAAACUAUGAAGCAAAGUGCUUUGGUGCAGUAACACAAUUGGCUGCAAACUGGUGGACAUCUCAUUGCCAAAUGAUGAAACAAACAGCUAUGAAUUUUUAGACUUAGAAGUACAAGAUCUUUAAUUUGUGAUUUUUAUACAUGAAUACCUUCUAGGGUGAUUCUGAAGCAUCAGAAACAUCAAAUGUUCUUGAACUAAUGAAAAUGUACAGGGAAGAGCUCAGACAGGUAAGAUCACUUGUGUUCAGUGUUUGUAGAUGUUUUCAAAUAUCUCAGUGCUUUCAACUUUAGUGUGUAUUAGUGCAGUUAUGAUUUGACUUUGGGUUAUGUUGUGUUUCUGGUUAUGUUGUGUUUCUCCCAGUAGGAUUGGUAAGUUUAGAGUAAGUACUCAGAAAAAGGUAACAUGCUGUUGACAUUAUAGUUGUUUUCCAUGUGUAUUGUGAUUGGUCAACUCAGCACACCAUACCCUGCUGUGUGGCCCAGUAAAAUUUAUAGCUGUUUACAUUCGUUUGCCAAACUCUUUGGUUCUUUAGCACCAGCAAUUCUUAACUUUUGUGGGAAAUUGAAAAUUUGAAUCAUUUGUUGUUAGAGCAGGCAAAAGAGGGAACAUACCUGUGGAUUUGAAUUUACCUGUUCUGCUUUUGGCACACUGCACCCUUAUGUAGCCUUCAAUUUAUAGCCCACACAUUGUAUUGAAGGGGGGAAUUUUUGUUGGGCAAAUUGCAGUGCAAAAUUUAAACUUGGUUUGUAAGAGUUAUUAAGUGCUGUGUAAAACAAGAUUUUCAUCAAAUGUAGUUUUUAUUUGUUUAGAAUUGAGUAGGCAGGAUAGUGUGUAUCAGAGUGUACAGGGCUUAUCUUGUCUUUCAUCCUUACAGGGCUCUGAAAGUCAAGAAAAUUCAGAGACUAAUAAUAAUAUUAAUUGUGAAAUGGAAGAUGGACUGGUGCCAUCUCCUGGUUCUUCUUCAGAAAGUCCAAAAGAGGUAUGAUUGAGACAGUUAUUGUGGGGAAACAUUUACAAUCUGCUUUUAGUCUCUUCCCUUUAUGACAGACAGAUACAUACAGAUAGCUUACAGUACAUGCAACAAGGAAAAGGGAAAAUAAAAGGUGUAAAUGAUCUUCCUUUACUUCCCAGGUCAUAUCACUUGCCGCCACCUUCAUAUUAGCCUUUGAAAAGGCAUCGAACCUUUUCUUGAAUAGAUUAUGUUGAAUUUUUACAGGAAAGUGACAGAAAACAGAGUAACUCGGCUAAGGGUGCCUCUACACCAAAAAAGUCAGUUCCCUCAAGUAGCAGGAAAUUGGUAGGUUGUACCCAAAUGAUAAAUGAUGUAAUAACUGCUUAGCUUGUGUAAUUUGUAGAUACAUUGUAGGAAACUCAUUAGAAAGUAGGCACUUGUUGAAUUUAUAUUCCAAUGCAUUGCUUCUCAUUAUAUGAAACAAGUAAUGAGUGAUGCGUUAGUAUAAGCCACGGAUCAGGAAGAGGGGACAUGGGCAUGGAGGGGCUGGAGUUCCCCUUCUAGCCAAAAUGUUAGAAAGCUCACCCCCCCCUCCACUCUGCACAUUUCUGUAACAAUGAUAUUGCUAGUGCAGCAUAAAAGUAAUUUGGCAGAAUGUUCAUUUGCAUGAUAUUUUAAAAUGAUUUCAUCAGGAUCCUGCUUAGAAAAAUUAUAUGUAAUUGGAUCCUUUUUGUUUGAACAGCUUUGGUCUGUGCUCAAGAAGCAGACCUUUAAAAACAUUGUUUGAAAAUUUGGGUAAGGGUAUGCUCUUGGGUUAGUACAUGGGAUAAGCUCCCCAACACUUCAAAGCCCUCUGUCACCUCUGGUUCAACCUAGAUACAUCAUUCUUCAGAGCUCACAAAUGCAUGUAAAUGAGUGGCCAUGCAGGGGAGAGUCUUGUAUAGUUACUCCUUGAAAAGGGUUUCACUUUUUUUAGUUGCAGGUGAGGUCGAGAUUUCAUGCUAAGGUUGCUUGCAUCAUCCUUUAAACAUAUGUGACAAAAUGAUUUCAAGAAGUUAUUUCAAACCUUAAUUCUUCUGCCAAAUUCUGAUUAGUGAGAUGGCAAAAAAAAUUGAUAAUUACAAGCCACUUAACUGCAUUUUUUCUUAACUUUUAAACCCGAUGUGACAUGAUGUACUUACUGUUUCUUUGAAAGAGGCUAAAUAUUUAGGAGUGAAACAUGUGUUUUUCAGUUAACUUUAAUUGAUUUGUUGAUUUACAGUCAAAUCAGACUCCACGUCGAGGAAAUACAACCAAUCAAAUGGGGCCACCAUCACCCCACCCACGAGACGCCCAUAGCCCAUCUAGAUCACGUGACUCGCCUUCUGGUAGUGGCAAGUCAGUGCCUGGCUACAUGCAGCCCACGAAAAGCUCAGGUGCUACUAAGGGGCCUGGGACUCCACGGACCAGAAAGACAUCGGAGAAGAAAAGAUGAUGUAGAGAAGACGACGAUUUAUUAGAUACUCUAUUUUUGAAGAUUCCACAGAGAAAAUAAUUUUUUUGUUCUAUUUUCAAUCAAAUUCUGCAUUGAUUGCUCCUAUCGAGACAAAUAGUCUAUGCAGUCAGAGGCCGGCAAGUUAAUUUGUUAAGAAACGAUUUUUCCUCAGUCAUGACCAACUGUUUCUUGAAAUGUGUUUUUUUCCCGAGAAAUUUGGCCUUUGAAGUGGGAGCUUGGUGUAUCAGAGGAUAGCUCUGUGUGGCACUUCCCGCUACGCAAGAUUGUGCGUGACAAAAUUAGACAUUGAUAAGUCUUGGGGGUGAGAGUUAAAUUUUUGUUCUGCAAGAACCUAUCAAGGAACAAGGCUGGGGCGGGACAUUCCACAGUGUAGGGCUUUGAUGCAUUUUACACGAGUCAGAGUUGAUCAAGUACUGUCUGUCGGUCUUUUUUCCUAUAUUUAUAGUCACAGAAUUGACUGCUGGAAGGAAAUGUAGGUGAUCUUUAAAAUACUUAUAAUUCCACAAAUAAUAAGAUAUUUUAGGAAGGAAUUAUUCAAGCAAGUCUGUUUGCAAGUUGUUACAACACUUAACAGCAUAGUUGCACCUUGCUAUCUCAGACUUUCAACUUUUGUUUGUACGAAUUAUGUCUCCCAAGAAUUGACUACAACUCAUGUAGUUUUUUACAACGUUAUCAUGCUUCAGGAUAAUGAGACGAAACUGUUCAAACAGAUCACGUCUAGUGCUGUCAUGAGUGGUACCAAAAUUUUAGAGAAGUUGAACUUUGAAACGAAAACGGGAACGCUUUGAACCCAGGACCACCCUUUCACUUGCUUGAGACACUUCAUUUAUGGAGUUUGUCGCUAUUUUAAAACGAAUCAAUGUUAAGCUACAAUAAACACAACUUUGGUAUGGCCAACUCAUGAUAAGCUCGAAGCUCAGUACUUAAUGUGGAGGUUGAUCUAUUUUCACUGUAGUUACAGUACGUUUAUAUUUAUAAAUAAUUGGUUUUAUUGUACUAGGAGCUCGAAAGAAGAAACCCAGGUCUUCAACUAAUGUACAGAAUAUUGUUUCAAAGAAGAUUCUGUAAUUUAUAGAAAUUCCCAUUCGGCUCAUUUUACGCAGCCUAGUUUUACGUCAAUUACUUGAAAUAUUGUAGUGUGAACAAUAGCAUAAUAAACCGGCUUCCAGGUCCACAAAUUUUAUGUGUCGUGGUAUUGUAAGUUAUCUUUGUAAAAUUCAUAAGUUAAGUGUAAUUAAAAUAUAGUCCAAGUCCGU